Brassica rapa (field mustard) is the source of this 4674-nucleotide messenger RNA. RefSeq names its product myosin-16. Gene Ontology annotation, cellular component: membrane; cytoplasm; actin cytoskeleton. Gene Ontology annotation, molecular function: microfilament motor activity; ATP binding; actin filament binding. The record is from RefSeq and is a predicted model, not a curated record. Gene Ontology annotation, biological process: actin filament organization. Lineage: Eukaryota; Viridiplantae; Streptophyta; Magnoliopsida; Brassicales; Brassicaceae.
CGGGUCAAAUUUCGGGUCUGUCAGGUAACCAGGAUGCUGAUGAUUUUGCAAGUGAAAGUCUCUUCCGCUAAAAAUGGGAGGGAAAGAGAGAGAGAAGAAGAAGAGAAUGGCGUCCACAAGAAUGGCGAAAUCGAAGGGGAGUUUCUGUAUCACUCUCUCUUCAGAAAUCUAUCAUACGCCACCAGAAAGAGAAAAAACAAAAUAUUCAUUUUUUUUGAAACUUUGCGUUUGAAUCCAGAAGAACAAUCGAUUAUUCGUCUAAUAGCUCCGUUGAUCGAAAUUGCUCAAGAGGGAGCUAUAUCUACAGGUACUCUUCUCAUGGGCUUUUAGCUUCCCUUAGAUACAAUGCGAGAAUGGUUUUCGACCCUUCCCAAGUAUGAUCUUUGUAUAUGUGCUUGGCAUCGGCUGAUAACUUGUGGUGUUUACUGGAAAUGGUAGGAGGGUUCUUACGGGAUGGCUGAAAACAUAAUGGUGGAUUCUCAUGUAUGGGUGGAAGACCCAGAUGUGGCAUGGAUUGAUGGGGUUGUUGUUGAUAUUAAGGGUGACCAAGCUACUGUUAAAACCAAUGAUGACCGAGAGGUACAAAAUAGAAAGACACUUUCUUUUUCAUUUCUUAGUUUAUAAUUCAUCACUCGCUGAUCCUCAAGGAAAGUUGUUAUGCAGUCCUUUGUCAUGUUAAAGAAAUGGUCAUGGGGUUGUAGUGGCAAAUAUUACUCUGCUUUGUAAAUCUUAGUUUCUUUUUUUCUCGAGACUUAAAGACAAUGGAUGUAAUGCACUUCUCUUAGUGAUCUUCAAGGAAAGUUUUUUUUGCAUGGGAGAAUAUUACUCGGCUUUGUAAAUCUUAGUUUCUUUUCUGGAGAUUUGAAGAAAAGGAUGUGAUGCACUGAACAUCUAUCUUCAUGAAUACAUUCUUUAAAAUGGUUUCUUCUUUGUUUCUUGUUUUAUUAUUUGUUUUCACAAAUAUGCUCAAAGUGCUGGUAUUGCUUUUAGUCUACAAAAACCACUAACCGGAUCUUCACACACAAUUAUAUGCUUUAGUUCAUUUUAAUGCCAUUUCUGGCUCUUGCUGGUGCUGUUUUGCUUUUCACAUUUCUGAUUCCUUUUACUGUUUCAGGUUAUAGCUAAUUUAUUAAAACUCUAUAUAAAAGACGAUGAAGCUCCUUCAGAGGGAGUGGAGGACAUGACACGAUUAUCUUACCUGCAUGAGCCUGCAGUGCUCGAAAACUUGGCUACCAGAUAUGGGCUCAAUGAAAUUUAUGAAACAUUCUUAUUGCUGUCAAUCCCUUUCAAGGACUCCCACAUCUUUACGAUGCUGAGGUUAUGGAAAAGUACAAGGAAGCCUCCUUCAAAGAGUUGAGUCCUCAUGUUUUUGCAAUUGGUGGCAUUGCAUAUAGGGAAAUGAUCAAUGAGGGCAGGAACAAAUGUAUAUUGGUCAGUGGUGAAAGUGGGUCUGGAAAGACAGAAACGACUAAGGUGCUCAUGCGUUACCUUGCAUACUUUGGAGGGCAUACUGCAGGUGAAGGAAGGACUGUUGAAAACCAAGUUUUAGAAUCAAAUCCAGUUCUGGAGGCAUUUGGAAAUGCGAAGACUGUUAAGAACAAUAAUUCCAGUCGUUUUGGGAAGUUUGUGGAGAUUCAAUUUGAUGACAUUGGUCGAAUAUCUGGGGCAGCCAUCAGAACCUACCUCUUGGAGAGGUCUCGUGUUUGCCAAGUUUCAGAUCCUGAACGUAACUAUCACUGCUUUUACCUCCUGUGUGCUGCACCUCCAGAGGAUGUUGAGAGAUUUAAAUUGGGGGAUCCUAAGUCAUUUCGCUAUCUUAACCAAUCUAGCUGCUUCGAACUUGAUGGUGUAAAUGAUGCAGAGGAGUAUCUUGCUACUAGAAAAGCUAUGGAUGUAGUUGGAAUAAGUGAACAAGAACAGGUUUGCAAACUCUUUUUUGCAAUUUACCUAUCACCUGUUGAUUGCUAUAGAGCAACAACUUAUCUUCUUUUGUCUCCUCAGGAUGCAAUUUUCAGAGUUGUGGCUGCCAUUCUCCAUCUUGGAAAUAUUGAAUUUUGCAAAGGAGAAGAUGCUGAUUCAUCAUCUCUAAAAGAUGAGCAGUCAAAGUUUCAUCUCCAGAUGACGUCAGAAUUGCUCAUGUGUGAUUCCCAUUCCUUAGAAGAUGCUUUGUGUAAGCGUAUUAUGGUGACCCCAGAAGAAGUUAUCAAAAGAAGUCUUGAUCCUCUUGGCGCUGCCGUUAGUAGGGAUGGUUUAGCAAAGACAAUAUACUCUAGACUCUUUGAUUGGUUGGUGAACAAAAUAAAUAUCUCUAUCGGCCAAGAUUCUAACUCUAGGCGCUUGAUCGGAGUCCUUGACAUUUAUGGUUUUGAGAGCUUUAAAGCCAACAGUUUUGAACAAUUCUGUAUUAAUUACACGAAUGAAAAGCUGCAACAGCAUUUCAACCAGCAUGUAUUCAAAAUGGAACAAGGUGAGUAUGAGAAAGAAGAGAUAGAUUGGAGCUAUGUGGAGUUUGUUGAUAAUCAAGAAGUCGUGGAUCUUAUUGAAAAGAAGCCCGGUGGUAUUAUUGCUCUUCUAGAUGAAGCAUGCAUGCUACCCAAAUCAACUCCUGAAACAUUUUCUGAGAAGCUGUAUCAAACAUUCAGGGAUCAUAAGCGUUUCAUAAAACCAAAAUUGACGCGAUCAGAUUUUACAUUAGUUCAUUAUGCAGGGGAUGUUCGAUACCAGUCCGAUCAGUUUUUAGACAAAAACAAAGACUAUGUUGUUGCCGAGCAUCAAGACAUGUUAAAUGCUUCCAAAUGUUCUUUUGUGUCAGGCCUUUUUCCUCCUCUUCCUAAAGAGAGUAGCAAAUCAAAGUUUUCAUCCAUUGGCGCUCGUUUCAAGCUACAAUUGCAACAGCUGAUGGAGACACUGAACCAUACGGAACCACACUACAUCAGAUGUGUGAAGCCAAAUAAUUUGUUGCAGCCAACAGUGUUUGACAAUGCCAAUGUCUUGCAUCAGUUACGCUCUGGGGGUGUUCUUGAGGCCAUCAGAGUGAAAUGCGCUGGAUAUCCAACAAAUAGGACUUUCAUCGAGUUCUUGAAUAGAUUUAUCAUUCUUGCACCGGAGAUUCUGAAAGGAGAGUACGAAGCAGAUGUUGCAUGCAAGUGGAUUUUAGAGAAAAAGGGGCUCACAGGUUACCAGAUUGGAAAAAGUAAAGUUUUCCUGAGAGCUGGUCAGAUGGCUGAGCUAGAUGCACACAGAACAAGAGUGCUCGGCGAAGCAGCGAGGAUGAUUCAAGGACAAGUUAGAACCCGUCUGACAAGAGAACGAUAUGUUCUCAUGCGGAGGGCUUCAGUUCAAAUACAGGCUAAUUGGAGAAGAAAUAUUGCAGGAAACAUAUGCAAGCACAUGAGAAGGGAGGAAGCUGCCAUCAAAAUACAGAAAAACUUACGCAGACAGGUAGCAAAGAAAGAGUAUGGACAGACCAAAUCUUCGGCAGUCACCUUGCAAAGUGGAGUCCGGACAAUGGUUGCACGGCAUGAAUUUCGUUUUAAAUUGAAGUCUAAGGCAGCAACUGUGAUCCAGGCGUACUGGCGUGGUUACAGUGCUAUAUCUGACUACAAGAAACUGAAAAAAGCUUCUCUGGUUUAUCAAAAUAGACUCAGAGGAAGAAUUGCCAGAAAACAGUUGGGACAGUCAAAUCAGGCUGACAAAAAGAAAGAGACAGUACAUGAAAGAGAGGUGGAACUUUCCAAUCAAGUGGAAGAGGCAGUUGAUAUGUCCUGUGUACUGCAUUCAGAGCCAAGUGAUGAUGCGGAGACUGGAGACGAACAUUAUCCAAAAAUCUUCAUCCGAGCAGAUAGUGGACUCGAUAAGUCAUUUGUAAUGCCAUCAGAGCAAAGUGGUGAUGAAGAGAUAGAACAUGAAAGACAGACAAAACAUUCCAUCCUAACAGAAGAUGGAACUGAAAAGUCCAUAGUUCUCGAAUCAGAGAAGCCUUACAACAAUUUUUCUGUUGUAAGCCACAUAACGAAUCCUAUUCGUGAUACAGAAGUUGAGUCCCUCACUGCCGAAGUUGAGAUGUUGAAGGCCUUGUUGGUAGUUGAGAAACAAAGAGCUGACAUUUCCGAAAGAAAAUGUGCUGAAGCCAGAGAACUUGGUGAGAGAAGACGCAAAAGAUUAGAAGAAACAGAAAGAAGAGUUUACCAACUACAAGACUCUUUGAACAGGUUGUUAUAUUCUAUGUCGGAUCAAUUCUCGCAACUAAAGUCCAUCUUAAGAUCUCCAUCUAUGUCUUCACCGAUGGCUACAGUGCCAGUUGUACGUGAUGACCUUGCUGACAGCUCUGAGAACUCUGAAGCUUCAUCAAGUGAUUCUGAUUUCACUUUUCCAGCUCCAUCUACUUCUUCUGCAGAUAAUUCAAAUCUUCAAGUCAUUGUUCAAGAUCUAUCAACCACAGAAGCCAAAGGAACAGAGAAUGAUAAGGAAAGGGGCUUUGAAGAUUACUUUUGAUGAUGAAGCACCUAUUUGAUCUCUUCAUUUGUUGUGUCAGAUGGAAAUUGUUUAGUGUUUACAAGUAGUUCAAACUCCAACUGUAGUUUUUUUAUGAGUAGAUGCUGCAAUGACAUUGUAGAGUCGUCAAGAUAUGUCAGGUCUAUGGGUUUAAAUGCAUACAACAGCUAUGUUUGUUUC